Messenger RNA from Amphibalanus amphitrite, 3201 nucleotides. Its product is annotated as sulfhydryl oxidase 2-like. The transcript has 6 exons. The record is from RefSeq and is a predicted model, not a curated record. Gene Ontology annotation, biological process: protein folding. Gene Ontology annotation, molecular function: protein disulfide isomerase activity; flavin-dependent sulfhydryl oxidase activity. The coding region runs from base 146 to 2044 and encodes 632 amino acids. Gene Ontology annotation, cellular component: Golgi membrane. NCBI's taxonomy places the organism in Eukaryota, Metazoa, Arthropoda, Thecostraca, Balanomorpha, Balanidae.
AAGUGCCUGCGCUGAUUGCUGACGUGAGCGGCUCGAUCCUGAGAAGUUCGGCGGUGCAGUGGCACUGAGGUGGUGGUGCGACUCGGCUGGUGCGCGGCAGCUGGUGAGACAUCUGACACCUGCGAACAGGUCCUAUCUCGGCGCGAUGAAGAGCUCGCUGCUGCUGCUGCUGGCCGGCCUGCUGUUCGUCUCUGCCAGCGACAGCAGCGAAGAUGGUGAGGACGACAUUGUCGACUUGUACAGCAAGGACAGCGCCGUGGUGCACAUGGACCACUCCAACUUCGAGCGGCUGCUGCACGGCCAGCACCACGUCUGGGCCGUCGAGUUCUACAACAGCUGGUGCGGCCACUGCCAGCUGUAUGCGCCCACCUGGCUGAGGAUCGCUCAGCAGACCGCCAACUGGGGCUCUGUGUUGAAAGUGGGCGCCAUCAAUUGCGCCCGCUCCCAGAACCUGGCCAUCUGCCGGAACUACGACGUGGGCGGCUACCCGUGGGUGAAGCUGUUUGCGCCGAUGGCCAAGGAGGGCGACAUGGGCGAGAAGGUGUCGCACAAACUGCAGGAGGAGAUGCUGGAGCUGUUGGUGAACCACGUCACCGACCUGCAGGCUAGGACCCACCCGCCCGGCUGGCCCAACCUGGCCCCGUUCAGCGGUUCUCUGUCGGAGUUUCUGUCGUCGCCGGAGCCGCUGCACGCCCUGGUGGUCGAGGGCUCUGCCAACAGCAGCGUCGGCAGACAGGUGGCGCUCGACCUGAGCGUGCACCGGCAGCGGCUGCUGGUGGCUCGCACCGCGCUGCCGCCGCUCGGACUGCGGCCCACAGAGACGGCCCGACCGCUGCUGGUCACAUUCCGGGACGGACAGCCCCAGACGGAGCUCGUGUCGCGCGACGGACUGCCGCCGCGCAAGCUGUUCUCGGACGCGCUGCGCCGGGCUCUGGGCGUUACCGACAGCGAGCAGCCGCCGGACGGCCCGCGGACGGCACGGACGGACGGCCAGGCGCCGGCGGCGGCCGCCGAGCCGGGCCGGGGCACGGCCGUGUCGGCCGGAGACGCCGUCUACAUGGUCGACCUGGAGAACGCCGUGGGGUACGCGCUGCGACAGGAGGUCGCCGGCAAAAAGGACAUCUCCGGGGAGGCCCUGUCCGCGCUGAGAAACUUUGUCGAAAUGCUCAUCAAGUAUCUGCCCGUCAGGAAGUCUGUCACAGAGGCCGUCUCUGAACUGAAGAUGUUCCUUAAAGGCAAGAAGAGGGUGGGCGGCGCCGAGAUUCAGCGUCACCUGGAGAAGGCGCGGAGCCCGCUGCCGCCGCACCGGCCGUGGCAUGGCUGCAGGGGCUCCCGGCCGGGCUUCCGGGGCUACACGUGCGGCCUGUGGUCGGUGUUCCACGCGGCCACCGUGCAGGCGCACCAGCUGGAGGAGAGCAACACCGUCAGCAUCCUGCCGGCCAUACACGGCUACGUCAAACACUUCUUCAGCUGCGCGCACUGCUCACAGCACUUCCAGGAGAUGUCUGCCAAGGAGGGUCUGUUUAACGUCACACACACCAACGAGGCCAUGAUCUGGCUGUGGCGCGCGCACAACAUCGUCAACAAGCGGCUGGCCGGAGACGCCACCGAGGACCCGCAGCACCCCAAGGUGCAGUUCCCCACCCAGACGCAGUGCCUGGCCUGCUUCUCCGGAGACACCUACUUCGAGCCCAUCAUCAUCUCGUUUCUGCACAGCUUCUACGGCAAGGAGGCGAUGAAGCUGGACUCCCUGACGGAGGACGAGGCGGCGGCGGCGGCGGCGGCCGGGGGACUCCGGCCGGCGGCGGCGCUGCCGGCCGCCGGCGCCCGGAACCGCGUGGAGCUGGUGUCGCGGGUGCUGGGCCGCAGCGGGUCGUCGGAGGGCGCGGCCGCCUCGGGUCUGCUCAGUGGCUCCGACAUCAGUCUCUGCGUCCUCCUCUGGGUCUUCAGCUUCGUCACCCUCGUACUCGCCUUCUUCCUUUUCAAAAUGAAGAAAACGUAUAAACGGAAACACUCAAAGGACUACAGGUCAUUUUUCAAGUGAUGUCCGAGCGGGGUAGUAAAUGUUAUAUUUUUGGCAACUGGUAUUAGUUGGGAUGGGGUUUGUGCUUUCAAGGGGUGCGUCGCCCGUAGGCGUAAUGCAUCUCCUUGGAUCUUACCGGGUUCGAACUUGGAAGACAUUCAUCUGAGGAUAUUUUUUACCCUGUCUAUGUCCCCCUGUCGUGGUGGUCCUGUCCUCUCUGUGCCGUCCAUUAUUUGGUGUACGGGAACACUCUCCAGCUGCCCCCGGCUCCACUUUUGGAGCUCGAGGCGCAGCUCCUCUCUCACAAUUCGCGGUGGGAGGGCCUUAGUGACAUUCAGGGCUCCGCUCGUGGUUGUGUCGGUGCCGGCUGUCGUCCGAAGUCUAUUUAACAGAGUGACAUCGUAAGUCCGCUAGCACUGUCGUGUCAGAAGGACACUAUGAUCCUCUAUGCAUAUGAAAUAUUGACGCUUCGUUCAGGGCACGUAGCUUGGGAAUAUUGCUGUGCGUACCGACUUGGUACCUAAAAUAUGAUAUUCGUUGAUUCUAUGCAUCCGUGCUGCAAGAUAACUACAAUGUAUUAUUUUUAUUAGAAUUAACAAUUUAACCAUACAGCACAGUAGUUAACCAGCGUUAGGUUAACUAGAGCGAGACACGAGCCAAUCUGCCACUUGCUCGUUGCAAAACAUUCGUCCUAUCGUUUUGUUGAUGGUGUGGCUUUUCUGGACUAAUCUUGGAGUAAUGACUCCGUGCCCCAUGCGCUGGCUGAAAUCACGAAACUUAUGGCCUCAGAGCGCGAUUUGCUUGCGGUCAUUUUUUUCUGUUGGACUUCAAAGCUCUAUUAUGGCAUUGUUUUUGUUGAUUUCUUUUUAUUGGCUCGUUGAAUGAUCCGAAUGCAUAUAUUUUUACAUUCCAUGAGCUGUCUGAGAUUGACUGAGAUCUGGUGAGGUGUUUCCGUGUAUGUUAACGAGUGCGUCACAGCUCUGUUCGUCAUGUGCUAGCACAUCAUAUGAUGAUAUGCGUACCUGUCGCGCUUUGAGGUCAGGCCCGCGCCAGAAUAUGUGAUAUUUCUGUUAGUUGGUGAUGGCGCUUCGGAUGAGUUAAGUUUUAUGUCAGAAUGCUAGGUUUUAUGGUUCUCGUGUGAUUUUAUGAAGAAUAAACUAUGGUCGAUGGCGUGUACA